Messenger RNA from Mizuhopecten yessoensis (Yesso scallop), 3840 nucleotides. RefSeq names its product TPR and ankyrin repeat-containing protein 1-like. Bases 322 to 1002 code for a protein of 226 amino acids. Lineage: Eukaryota; Metazoa; Mollusca; Bivalvia; Pectinida; Pectinidae. The transcript is spliced from 4 exons. The record is from RefSeq and is a predicted model, not a curated record.
GAUGCGCAAAAAAUAGAAUCACUAUUCAAGGAAGGAAUAUCAUGGUUGGAAAUUAAACAGUACAACAACGGAUUUGCUAUCUUUGCGAAACUUUUACAAAGUGCACCUGCCCUUUCUGAUGAAUAUAUUUCAAAGACCAUCAAUCGUAUUGUUGCGUAUUUAGAGGACUCUGAUGAUCCGGAAAUUCCUGAAGACCUUAUACAAAUUCCCGAUAUCCACCUGAACCAGAUUUUGAAAGGUCUACUGGACAGGAGAAAAUGGUUCCCUUUUCUCAGUAUAGUCCGUAAACACCGUAAAUUCAAUGCAUCCAAUGAGACGUUUAUGGAUCUCGUAAACGAAAUAUAUUUAGAGACUGUUGUGGGAGAUCAACAGUUUCUGAGAAAAACAAAAAGAUUGGACAAUUUGAUGAAGGGGUUAUUGGAUAUAGGAGCAACUAUACCGAAUGAGGGAAAAACUUGUAUCCUAGCAUGCAUAAAAAAUGACCACUAUGGGAUCCUCUUCUUACUGUUGUCGAGGGGCGCUCAUCCAAGACACCUGACCAUAUACGCCGGUGACACGCCUGUACAUGCUGCAUUAAGGAUCGCGCUUACAAAAGUUCCAGGACAUUUCGAGGCUUUUGAAUUUCUGUUAAAGAAGUUCGAAAAAGAUCCACAAGAAUACAAUAUGUGUGAUCCCACAGCAAAAGACAGAUAUGGAGACGGACUGCUGCAUUUAGCCCAUCUCCAACCAGGCGGUAGUCAAUUUGGAAAAGCUAUUGAUUUAUUGUCCCAGCAUAUCCAAAACCAUUCUUCAGCACUCCAUUUUAAGAAUAAGAAAGGACAGUAUCCGUCAGAUUGUGCAAAAGGGAUUUCCGGUCGACCAAGGCGACAAAAGCGGAAGAAAACAAUCGCGAUGAGAAGAAGAGGGGAAGAAAAAGAACGUAUCAUAAAAAAGGAGGAGAGAGAAAAUGAUGUGCCGCAAGAAGAAGGGGAUGAGAACGAGGAUGUGACGCAGGAGAAUUAAAUAGAGAGAAGUGUACAAAAGGAAAAAGUAAAGGAGGAUGAAGUGCCAGAGGAAGGGACAGAAAAACAGAAAAAAUAUGAAGAGAAGGAGGAAGAGGUAAAGAUGAUAACAUAUCCAAAGGAAAAGCUACAGGAUACUGAAUGUUAAGUAGCGGUUGAGGACUAUAAGGUCAAAGAAGAAUAUCACGAUGAGGAUGUACAGAAAUGUUCGUAAAGAUGAAUAGGUACGUACGUAUUGGAAGCAAUGACCCUUGUAUCGAACUUCAUCUCGCAUAUCCCAUACCCUAGGACCGUGCUCUUUCAAUUGCAAAUGUUCACCUCCGGUACCAUACUUUAUUCUCAGCAAAAAAACUCGCUUUUACCUCAACUCUAAGACCGUGGUUCGAAUUUCUGAAUUCUUUAUUUAUACAUUGUAUGACAGAUUGUACAUUGUACUAAUUUCAUCCCAGCAGCUUCAAAUGAAUUAUUCGACCAUGUAUUAAUAGUCAGUUGGUUUACACUGUGAAUAGUUUAAACAAUACCCAGAAAAAAGUGCCUCUGAUUGACAAAUUAAUCAAUUAGUCUGUUAUCUCAUUAGCAUCAAGCGAAGAUGAAAUGGUUUUUGGGUCGCCAUGUGGAUCGAAUUUCUACCUGUAAUAUUUUGGACUUAUUAACUAUUUGUUCAGUAUGUUUUAGAUCGUCAGUGAUAUAAACAAAAAUCCUGGAUGAAAUUGGUGUUUAGCAUGAUUAAAUUUGUAUAAUCAGAGUAUUUGUUUUCGUUUCCGGUUUUCAAUUGCUAUUCACGAUGAACCAUCUUAAAUCAAUAUUAUUGCCCUUGUCUCUUGUAUUUGUAUUCAAUUCUCGCUUUAAUAAUUAAUCUCAUAUUAUACUAAUCUUUGGCCUCUGUAUUUUCUAUAUAUGUUCUUUGCCCCCUGUAAUAGUAUCAUCUGUAUAAGCUUUAUUCUUGUUUAUUUUUAUAUUUUUAUUAUUGCCGUCUUAUCUAACUUUAUCUUUGACCUUUGAAUCUACAGGAUACCAUACUAUUUCUGCCCUUUUGAAACAAUGCUUCGGUUUGUGUAUACGUCAUCUACUGAUCCUGCCUGAUAAUAAAAUCUAAAACAGUCUCUUAGAUAACCAUCAGUAUCACUAGUUGAUAAAUAUACCAUGGUUUAUAACACUGCUGUAAUAGUACAUUGUUGGUGUGUCAAAGGUUGUUUGAAUAAAUGGACAUUCCUCCUUUUUCUAAUUUCGUGUAAAAAUGUUCGAGAUGUUCUCUUAAAGCCUUUUUUGGGGGUUCAUUGUGAUACAUUUAUUGUUAAAAGGUAUCGCUUUAUUAAUGUUUUUCAUGCUUUUGUUCAGUUUUGAGACAUCUGUCACCGGAUGUGAAUGUUGAAUUUAUUUUAUGCUUUUUUCAGAAUGAAGGUGUGAUUAAAUUAACAUAAUUUAACUGGAUACGUUCAACUAUUCUCUUAUUAAUAGAAGUAGAAAAUGUGUCCCAGUCGAUAUACCAGUUCAUUUUUAUCCUAAUCUAUCUGAUUUGUCUGUCUGUCGCGAUCGAGUUUCUGUUUAAUAAAUGCCUUAAAAAUGGUCCGAUUUUAACAAAAUUUGGUAUAAAAAUAUGUUAUGACAGUUCUAAGAGUAAACAUGGUCGACAAUUAUAUGAGAAAUAAUCCCACACAAUCUUUCCUCAGAACUAGCAUUAUCCCACAAAGUGAUAUCAGAACAAAUCCCACGCAAUAUUACUCCGGAACUAGUAUUUUCCAAUAUACAUGUAGUGAUAUUAGAAGUAAUCCAACACACAAUUUAACCGAAACUAGUGUUUUAACAUAUAGGGAUGUCAGAAAUUUUCCCUAACAAAUCAAUUUCAUCGAUAGAUAUCAUCGCCCCCAUAUUGAUAUCAGAACUAUAACCCCACAGAUUAGAUAUAAAAUAUGCCAAUCCAAUAUAUACCAGAAUGAUAUCCCCAGAAUGAAAAAGAGAUACAAAUCUCAACAAAUUCGCAAUUUUAUUAUACUCGUUUGAUAAUGAUCAGUGCAUUAAAUAAAUAAGUGCGAAAGUAUCCAUUCAUAUUCAUAAAUUACAUGUAUUAUCGAUUAUAUCAAGAUUUUAAGUUAUAUUGCUAACACAAACAAUUUUACAACAUCAUCAGUUUCAGGAAUCACAACGCAAGCAUUUCCACACGCGCAAAUGUAAGGGAACAUUCAAGAGCUUGGUCUUUAUAAUCUUAUUAUUUUUUUAUAUGAAAGCAUGUAUUUCAUUGGUAAUAUUUGAUGUUACAUGUACGUUACAUCUUUAACUUUUGUAUAUUGUGCCUCAUUGACGCAUUAUCAUUAUUAUCAUCACAUGGCAAUAAUAUCACUCAUGACACACGUGUGGAUAAUUUGAGAUUUAUAUAUUACUGUUAUAUUCAAUCCGUCUAUAUUAUACAUUUAUAUAUAUAUAUUUGUUUUCAAUACUCCUUAUAAAGGUCAGAUAGUCAUGCAUUAUUGCUAUAAUUGACUCUUUAUACUUAUUUCAAAUUGUGGAAUGUAAUGGAAAGCAUCAAUGCGUCUUUGUUUUCCAUCCACAGAUAAAAUACAUUGUGGUUGUUUAAACUGUUAUAUCUGUACAGUAUACAGUAGUAAAUAUUAUAAAGGCCUUUGCCAAAGUCAUUGACAACAUCGGGAUUGGUAAAUACUAUUUUGUAUUGACAUAUGAAUUGACUUUCCAUUUUUGGAACAUAAACGAAAUUAUCGCUCCUUAAAUAGAUUAUAUUCUGUUAUAUUUGAAUUCAGUGAAAUGAUUACAUAAUUUUAUGAAUGUCAUUAGUAAUAAUGUUUACCAUAAUCGUAUCUGUUAUGUAAAAAACUACCAUUUUGUU